Alexandromys fortis (reed vole) is the source of this 5474-nucleotide messenger RNA. RefSeq names its product insulin like growth factor binding protein 1 (gene Igfbp1). Gene Ontology annotation, molecular function: insulin-like growth factor I binding; insulin-like growth factor II binding. The coding region runs from base 193 to 1017 and encodes 274 amino acids. NCBI's taxonomy places the organism in Eukaryota, Metazoa, Chordata, Mammalia, Rodentia, Cricetidae. Gene Ontology annotation, cellular component: extracellular region. The record is from RefSeq and is a predicted model, not a curated record. The transcript has 4 exons. Gene Ontology annotation, biological process: regulation of insulin-like growth factor receptor signaling pathway.
GUACAACCAGCCAGCAUCUUCCACUGCCCGCCACCACACACUCAGCGAGCACUGAACACCGCACACGGCCAUCUGCUCAGAGAGCUGUGACCAUCGGCUGUUACUACCACUUGCCCAGAGAGUUGUGAGCACCGGCGCCACCGCUGUCUACCUAGAGGCUCUCUCAUCCACUGCCUGCUGCACUGGGCUGCGAUGCCUGAGUUCCUAGCUGUUGCUUCUUGGCGGUUCCUGAUCCUUCUAGCCUUCCAGGUUGGCGUGACCACCGGAGCCCCCCAGCCGUGGCGUUGUGCGCCCUGCACUGCUGAGAAGCUGGGCCUCUGUCCACCCGUGCCCGCUUCGUGCCCUGAGAUUUCCAGGCCUGCAGGCUGUGGCUGCUGCCCGACAUGUGCCUUGCCACUGGGCGCCGCUUGCGGCGUGGCCACUGCACGCUGUGCCCAGGGACUCAGCUGCCGUGCGCUGCCCGGGGAGCCUCGUCCCCUGCAUGCCCUCACCCGCGGCCAGGGAGCCUGUGUACCAGAGCCCGCUGUACCAGCCACAAGAGCCUUGUCCAGCACUGAGCGCAAAGACGAAGAAGCAAAGACUGCUGUGGCUCCUGAGGAUGAGGCUCCCGAGAGCCCAGAGAUGACCGAGGAGCAACUGUUGGAAAGCUUCCACUUGAUGGCCCCCUCCAGUGAGGACCGGCCCAUCCUGUGGAAUGCCAUCAGCACCUACAACAGCAUACGGGCCCGACAGACCGCCGACCUCAAGAAAUGGAAGGAGCCCUGCCAACGAGAGCUCUAUAAAGUGCUGGAGAGAUUGGCUGCAGCUCAACAGAAAGCAGGAGAUGAAGUCUACAAAUUUUAUCUGCCAAACUGCAACAAGAAUGGAUUUUAUCACAGCAAACAGUGUGAGACAUCGCUGGAUGGAGAAGCGGGUCUCUGCUGGUGUGUCUAUCCGUGGAGUGGGAAGAAGAUCCCUGGGUCUCUGGAGAUCAGAGGGGACCCCAACUGCCACCAGUAUUUCAAUGUCCAUAACUGAAGACUUCCACACAUGCUCUCUCACACCAGAUAUUUAAGUAUAUAGUAUAUUUAUAGUCCGGAGCACACCAUUUUAUAUAUGUGUAUAUGUAUAUAACCAGGAACUACUUUUUAUACUCCACAUACUGCUUGAUAUAUAAAGUUGGUUCAUAUUUAUUCACUGUAACUUUAUGUUUUUCUACACAGUUACUUGUGCCAUAUUAAUUUAUAUACCAUGAAGCGCUUCUCAUCACCGUAUAUGUAAAUACUGUGUCUCAGCUUUUCCACAGUCCAUUCUUCUGUUUUGAAAGGGCAGCGUGUGCUGCCUAGAGCAUGCACAAGUCAGUCUGAGGUAGGGACUUCUCCAGUGGUCUCAAGGAGGGGAGUCAGCCAGCGAUGUGCUCUCUGCAGCCACGGAUCUGGGUCUGAUGCCCGUUUGUCGGGGCAAGUUGAGAUGUUGACGAUGUGAUCAAAGCUAAGUGUGGAAACCUGUGCUGGGUGCAUUUUAAACUGCACAUCUGGAAUAAAUACUCUACCUGGAAAUACUGUUGUCCCUGUGGUGUCUCAGCGUCAUCUUUGUUCCUGUGAUCUCUUUAUCUUUCGCCCCCACUGGCCUCUGAGUCUAUGCUUUGGGGACAGACAGUGUGAUAGUCGGUGCUGUGAUCUUGUGGCCCCUUUUCCAAGCAGCAGCAGGCCGCUGGGCCGCACUAGAGAUCACCUCCCCUCAGCCCAUUGCAGAAAGACGCUUAAAAGAAAUCCCACCCUCGCUCAGAACUGAGAAUAACAGAGGGUUAUUUAUUUGGGGGUAGACUCACAAGUCACAAUCCUCUGCUGGAAUGGGGAACAGCAACAGAAAUAGUGUAAGAGGCUCUGCCCAAGUGGGCGGGUAGCUUAAAGGCUCCUGACUGCAGGAAUCUCUCUUUCUCCCCAGAGCCCUCCGCCUCUCCCCUCCUUAACACUCUUCAACGUAUUGAUACACCUGGGUUUCCUCAACUGAGCUACAUACAGAUACAGAGAAGCAGUCACUGGCUUCCUGUGCUUGUUGAGACAGGGUAGCCCCGGUUAGGCUUUCCCUGUUGUCUUCUCUACUCCCUCCAUUGCCUGGUUCUUGAAACUGACCCAGGGGUCUUGUCCUGCCUUGUCCCCCUGCUGACUGUUACUGGCUCUCACUCUCCUCCCCAUCUUUCCACAGCUUCUCCCAGGUUAUUCCCCUGGGCCGCAGCCUCCAGCCCUGUCUGCUUGAUGUCUGAAAGGGAAGCUGAGACCUCUCCACCGCCUCUACUGCAGGGAACCAGGCAUCUCCCGUUUCCCAAUGUGUGUAAGGUUGCUGGGCAUGGUAACCCUUAGAAUUGGUGUUAGCUAACCCCUAAGAGAGUGGAGGAUAGCCAAGGAGAAGCCAGAGAGUCAGAGGAGCUUCUAGUGGCAGGCUAGGAGAAGAGGCAGGUGAACAGAGAGCAGGAGGCACAGCAGGCGGGCAUGAGUCCCUGAAGGGCGUGGGAGAACUUUUAAAGAGGACUCGCUCAAGGGUAUUAUUAUUAGCUGCACAGAGCCGGAGCCAGGUUACACACCUCUGUCUAUGACCUAUCUUCAAUUGGUAUUUAACUACCUGCCAUUUUUCUCUCUCUCAUAUGGCAAAUGAAUUCAGGACCUCAUCCUUUCAAGGCAAGUGUCCUUCACCAAGCCAUCUCCUUAGCUCUACCGAUUUAUCUCUUAUCAACCAUCUCCCUCUCUAGUACCUAGCGCGCACUUGCUCUUCAAUGAUCUGUUUGUCUGACUUGGAAUUCCACCUGUCAAUCAUUCCACCCGUCAUCUAUCCACUCACCUACCUUUCAAAGGAGAUUUGUGGUGAAGAAUUGGUCCAUGAGCUAGGGAGGCUGGGAAGUCCCCACGUCUACCACAGGGAAGCUGGGAGUGUGACCAGCCUGAGGCUAAAGACCUGAACGCAGGGGACUUGAUGAUGUAAUUUCCACUUCAAGGGCCAGAGAAGAGAAAAUGUCCCAGAUAGGAAGAAUGGCUUGACACCCCUCCCCGCCAUUUUGUUUUAUUCAGACUCUGACCAGAAUGCACAGCUAGUGUGGGGGUGGGGGAGGAGGUGUUGGGGAGUCAGUCUGUGCAUCUCACCUGGAGGCACUCACAGCCAUCCCUGAGAUGAUGCUAACUUCGUAUGCAUAGUGGCCUGGCCGAGUGGAUAUGAGGAACUGACCCUGGCAGGCAAGUAGGGCAAAGGCCAGAGGUGAAGGGGUGAGGUCAAGGAAAGGUGUGCGAAUUGGUAGCUUCAGGGAGGUUAGUCCAUUGGGUUUAUGAAGAAGCAUUGCCCUGUGACCCAUGCCUUGGCAGUGGCACCAAAAGGCCUCCCAAGUUUCUGUCCUCGGUGCACCCUGGAUCUGGCUUCAGGGCACUUGGUGGCCCGUGUAUGCUGUUCUGCCAUCCCCAGUGAGUUCCAUGUGCUUUCUUCAUUGGUGCCAGUACAGCACUCCAAGGGUGCUGCCUUCUGACCUUGGCUCCCACCCUGUGAUCCUACUGUACACCCCCAGAUCUCCGCAUACCCAUCGAAUCAAUUUGCCGUCUGCUGUCCAAUUCUGCGAUUCUGCAAUCACUCUGGCUGUCUGUUGGGUGACUUUAAACAAGACUCUAAACAGGCAAGUACUGUAUGCGGUUUGAUGUCAUAGUCCCAGGAUGUACCUGAAAUUAUUUUGGCAUGGGACAUAGUUGUGCCAAAGCCAUAGAGAGGGACUGAGGUACCAGAAGCCCUCCCAGCAUCCUUUGGGGUUGUCCUCCUCUUCUGGAUUCAAAUCACUUCCCUUCUCCACGCACCCAGUAGAAGAAAGAUUAGUAACUUAAAGGAUGUGCCCAUCUUAUGUACAUCAUCUCUUUGGGGAAGCUCCUCUCAAGACUGGGGAAGCACGGACCAGACUCUGAUGGAGACCAUCUACUUUCCCUGUCUAGAUCAUAACAACCAUCAACCCAACCUACUGGACCUAGAUAUUUCUCUACAUAUGGCCCGGUGCUGCAUGGAUGCCAAAGGCCGCAGCGACAGUGCCGCUGAGAUUCUUUAGUGAGAGAUGGACGCAGCUCUGACGUCUAGCCAUGUUCAUGACAUCUGCUAUGUCUAGAGGGUUCUACCCUCUCAGAGUGAUCUCGUCCGCGACUCAGGACCCAGAAGCAAACAAAAGUAGGGAGUUUUUUUUUAAAUGAUAAAAACUUUAUUUACUAUUUAUAAAUACAUUGCAAGACAAACUUUUCAAAAAUACAUUUUUCCCCCAAAAAAACUUAAUUAAAAAAAUAAAGAAAAGCUGAUAGGCAGGCAGAACAUCUUGAGAUUCCCUUGUACUCUCAAGACAAGCUCUGUACAGCACACGUUCACCCCGUGGGAUGCAGUGCAGUCUCCUCGCACCCUCUGUUGCCAGACCUCCUUGGCCUUGCGGAGAGCAGCCCAGCCUCCAGACGCGGGCUCCUUUCCCUGGGCGUGCCUGUGGUUACAUCACCUAGCGUCACUAACAUUUUACCUAGGAUUAUCUAGUACAGAUUCUAUUAUAUUCGGGCUAUGCCGUAUACACUGUUAACAAUUACGAAGGUAUUUUGUCUGUGUAUAUAAGUGAAUUAUAAAGAAAGUCUGAGAAGGACCCCAAGAUCAACAAACGGGUCUUGGUCUUGCCAGGCUCUCCAACAAGCCAUUCCUCUUUCCUGUUCAGAUAGGAAGGAGGGGAAGAUGAAAACAACCCUUCAAACCCCGUUUUCUUUCUUUAAAAAAAGCUUCCCCCCCACGCCCCACAAUAAACUUUAUUUUGAGAAGCUGGACAAGAAAACACUGUUGUUGGUUUUUUUCAAAAUCGUCUGAAGAAUUAACUGUACCAUUAUUUGUGACAUCUCUGAACUUGGAGGCUGACACUCACUGCGCCUUCCACCUGGGGCCAAGUCAUCAGGAAGCUGCCUGACAGAGGAAGGUCCUCGUCCUUCUUUCUACGGGCUCCCAGAGGGUCUUAGAACAUUCUUGGCCAUUCUUAAUAAGAGAGACUCCACCUAUUCGCUCUCACAGUUCCCGGGAAGAUCAGGUCACCUGCAGUGGUUCAGAUGAUACCAAAAGGGCCACAAGCCUCGGGUGUGUGUAUCCAGAUGUCCUGGUGACUCGGUUAGGGCUUUCCCCACUCUCCACACUGCCUGCGUUCAUUACAGGGAAUGGAAAGAGGGUUUUUCUCUAUCGGCAACAGAACCUCUGACGUCAGGCGGGCUGAGGGCCAGCAGCACUGCAGCCCGUACUGGGUGGAUUAGGGGAAGAGGGCAUCCGUGGCCUGGAGCACGAGUGUUUUCAUAGGAAGCAACAGGAAAAAUUCAAACUGCUGUUUGUUGACUACCGGAGAGUAGAAAGACGAUCAAGUUUACAAUUUAAACAACCAGAGGCAUUUCAAAAAAUCUGUCUAAACUUUGGUUUUUUUUUUUUAAUCAGUUCACCACAAAAAAAAAAAAAAAAAAAAAAAGAAA